AUGCUUUAUUUGGCUACCGCCGCUGAUUUCUCAGAUGGCGUUUUACUGAUAGCAUUUAGAAGUACAGUUGUGAUCUCGCGAUGCGAUUCACCAGAAAUAUCGAAGAAAUCUGAUCCUAAUGACACUCAAUCAUAUUUUAUUUGUGAUGCGCAAGGGAAAAUUAUAAAAAAGAAAUGCCCAAGUGGAAUGAGUUUCAACAAUUUUUCCACAGAAUGUGCACCGUCACUGGAAAUACCAUCUAACGAUGAUCCAUUUUUUCUUCCACAUUAUCAAGCUCCAGAUGAUAUCUGCGAUAACGGCAUACCUCUUACUCGGUUGGGUGCUCCUGUCAUUUGCAAUCCACUCAUUAGUAGCUGUCCGGAUGGAUACGCAUGUGCGAGGCAUCGAAGAACUAAUCUGGCAUACUGUUGCAAGAUCACUUCUGAUGAACUGUCGCAAAAGAAAGAACACUUCUGCCCUAACGACCAAGUUACAUACAUUGAGCAAUCUAGUGGUGUUCCGAAAAGUUGCGAUAUGUCACAAAUUCGAUCGUGUCCUAUGGGAUUUGUUUGUACUAUGAUAACCAAUUCGAUCACUCGAUGUUGCGGCAAAAAUUUAGGAUGUCCCUUCAAUUCAGCUGGACUGGUAGAUCUUAGAACAUCAUCAUACGUUUCUUGUUCUUUAACAAAUGAAAGAACUUGCCAACCAGGAUUCCAGUGCGUCAUGAGUUCCAUGUUUGCUAUCCCCCUUUGUUGUUCAACAGUUGAUGAUGAUCGGCUGAAAUCAGUUUGUCUUGUUGGAUCGCCUAAUCCUAGUAAUCCAGUACACUGCAUGGAAAACGACAUUUGUAGAAAAGACUAUCAAUGCACAAGGAGCGGUAAUCAACAAUAUUGUUGUCCAGCACCAGAAAAUAUUUGUCGUUUACCAAAUGAUCCAGGAAUUCAUUGCUCUGGCAUAGCAAAUUCUGCAGUUACUCGAUUUUAUUUUGAUAUGAUAAGCGGAAGUUGCCGAUCAUUCAACUACAAACAAUGUGGUGGCAAUGAUAAUAAUUUUAAAACCCUCAACCAAUGUCAAGAAUUUUGCCAAUCACAACAAUGUCCAGCAGGGAUCGCUCAACAGUUAGGGAAUAUAAACACGGCUUGUUCGUUGGAGCGGCCGAUUGCCUGUCAAGAAGGCUAUGCUUGCCGAAAACCUUUAUUCGGCCCUGGCUCUAUAUGCUGUCCUAAGCAAGAAAAGGUGUGCAAUGAAGUGGUGACAGCAGGUACAGAUUGUUUCACUAAAUCCAUAUCAGUAAAACGCUUUUAUUAUAAUUCGGCUUUCGAUCGAUGCGAAUCUUUUGAAUAUUUUGGAUGUUCUGGAAAUAAUAAUAAUUUUUUAACUAGAGAGCAAUGCGAAAAUUCCUGCAAUCGAGGCGAGCAGAAUGCUUGCAAUGGUGCAACGCCACUUAUGGACCCAAGCAAUCGAUUACAGAUAUGCUCAGAGAAAUUUCCUUGCCCCAGUGGUUAUGCCUGUAAUAAUUUACAACACUGCUGUCCUACUCCAGGAUGUGCUGGCACCGCAAAUCGAUUUACCGAUCAAAAUAGCUGUGAAGCAAUGUGCUUGGAAAGGGCAAAUCUUGGUCAGUGUCCACUAGGAAUGUCACCUUUGAUGUUACCGGGUCGAAACACACCAAAAACCUGUACAAUUGGUGCUGCAAUCUGCCCAGAAAAGUUCUCAUGCGUACAUUCAACUAGAAAUGUGAAAAUAUGUUGUCAAACUAAGGCGGAAUGCCCCUAUCAGCGAAAGCCUUAUCUAAUAUCUGGAUCUGAUUCUAUGGUCAGUUGCAGGGUGGAUGAAAAUAACUGCCCGAAUAAUAGCGAAUGCCUUGAAAGUUCGAUUCGAGGUUUUUUCAUAUGUUGUUUACGCGAUUCAAAUGAUAUUUAUCACCAGCAACAAAUAAGGACAAUGUCUGAAUGCCCCGACAAUAUUAAAUCUAAUGGAAAAAUUUGUACACCAAAUACAAUAGGUGGUUGUUCUGUUGGUUAUACUUGUAUAAAACAGUCGGGUCUGUCGACGGGCUUUUGUUGUGCUAUCCAACCGAAGUGUUUGAGAGGAAAGACUGAAUAUAUAGUUGCAGAACAGGUUAUCGUACUUUCCAUAUGGUAUUGUUUAAAAUGUCGUCAGUUGCAGGCGAAAAUUUGCGGACGAGAAUACGAUGAAUGUCCCAAAAGUACUGCCUGUUUUAUAUCAUCGGUACCAUCAAUUAGUGUUUGCUGCCAUCUCGCUUCUUCCCUUUCUCCACCUCGUUUCUUUUCAACUUCACCGUCAUCAGUCUGUUUCAAUGGAAGAACUCCAUUUUAUGAAAUAGGUUCUCAGUGGCCAAAGCAGUGCUUAUUGAUGCAGCGAAACCAAUGCCCAUCUCAGUUUACUUGCCAACCUUCAAAAACUGGUGGCUUAUUUUAUUGCUGUCCAGUGUCGCCAAAUGAAUGCUUAAGCGGUCGACAUGCUUAUGUUUCUACUCAGAAUGGUCUGGCUCAAGAUUUUAUCAUUAUAAAAAAUCCAGAUGCAAUUUUUAGUUGUCAGCCAUCAGCUGAUAGAACAAAAUCACUUUGUUGUAUGGAUCAAGUAGCAUUAGCGAAAUGUCCAGCUGGCUCAUCAGCUUAUAUAUAUGGAAACAGACCGCUAGCUUGCCCCGUCGGAUCGAUAAGAUGUCCAAACGGCUAUUCAUGUACUCGAUCAGACAUGCAAAAUGUCUAUCUUUGUUGUUCCACUUCCUUAUCACAAAUACCUCCAACGUGCUUACAAGGAAUGCCAUACAUUGAUCCAGUAAGAAAUAUGCCACAAAUAUGUUCACAAAUGAAUCCAUUAGCUUGUCCGCCAGGAUAUUAUUGCUCGCAAAGUACUGUCAAUGGUCAAUAUGUGUGCUGCAUUAAUCGCCAGUUAAAUCCAACAUACAUGGGAUUUUGCCCAAUAGGUAUGGUACCAUACAUAACCCGACAGUCACCGCAGCCAAAUGCAUGCCAUAUGACUUUACUACCUUGCCCAAAUAUGGCCCAGUUCACAUGUAUUUAUAGCGCUGAAAAACAGGACUCAUUUUGCUGUGCCCCUAUAGAAACUUUCAUGCAGUUCUUUUCACCAGCUUUACGACCUCAAGCACAACAAAUAGCAACAGAUAUAUCUGGAUGUCCAUUUGGAAGUCAACCAUUGAUCAACUUGGCUGGUCAACUGCAGCAGUGCAACCCGAGUCAGUGUCCGGCAUCUUUCACUUGUCACUUCGCAAUUCCAUUUAAUCGUUGGCAAUGCUGUUCGAUAGCAACGAAUAUACUACAUCGAAAAUCACCGAAAUUUCUAUCUGAAUGUGAAUCUGGACAUGCACUUAUAAAUGGCCGUUGCAUGCAAUUGUUUUAUAUCGGCCAAAAAGGUUGCCAAAUAAACGAACAGUGCUCGACAAAGUUGUUAGAAUCUCGAUGUGAAAAUAAUUACUGCAAAUGCCCUCGAAAUAAAUUAAUACAUCAAUCGAAAUGUGUUACCAAUUGUCCUGAUGGCUUCAUUGACAUCGCAGCCAGAUGUCAUGAUUUAACUACGAUAGUUUUUAUGGAUUCUGUAGAUAACCGUGAAAACGGAACAAUUGGUGGGUUUUGCAAAAGUACUGUCGUUGAAGAUGAACAAUGUGAUGUUGCGGAUUCGUUUUGCAAUGAAAAAUCCAUCACUUGUCAAUGUAAGCCGGGAUUCGAGUUGAAAAUGGAUUUUGAUAACAAAAAUGACAGAGGAAAAUGUAUUAAAUUAGAAGAUAGCAUAUUCGCAGACGGCUAUGAAAACAGUAAACAGAUUACGAAAACAGAAUUUUUGAAUAAUUCGACGAACAUUGACGGUGAUUUCGAAUAUAUUAUGUCAUUAUUAUUUCAGUCCGAUUAA
Messenger RNA from Dracunculus medinensis (Guinea worm), 3873 nucleotides. The record is from the annotation of a GenBank genome assembly. NCBI's taxonomy places the organism in Eukaryota, Metazoa, Nematoda, Chromadorea, Rhabditida, Dracunculidae.